AUGUUGAACUUCUGUCACCUCAGUGUCAAGAAGAAUGUAUUUUGGUCAACAAUAUCAAAGUCAUCACUGCUUUGCGGCUCUCUGAGGAGCACCAGCUCUAAGACAGGAGGAAGAUCUGAACCUGCUAAGCAGUCACUUAAGAAACCGAAGUUACCAGUAGGUCGAUUUGAUGAACCAGAGGAGUCCAGUAUAGAGAGGGAACCCCUGGAAAAAUUCCCUGAUGGAAUCAAUCCUGCUACAAAAGAGAGGGGUGGACCUAAAGGCCCUGAACCUACACGUUUUGGAGAUUGGGAGAGAAAAGGGCGUUGUAUAGAUUUUUAA
Pelecanus crispus (Dalmatian pelican) is the source of this 321-nucleotide messenger RNA. The record is from RefSeq and is a predicted model, not a curated record. Lineage: Eukaryota; Metazoa; Chordata; Aves; Pelecaniformes; Pelecanidae.